GAACCAUUUUGGCGCCACUAUACGACCGCCAAAUACACCGGCUAUUGUGUAAAACCUGAUCUAAUGUGACCGCGUUGCGUUGCGUAUUAUCCGGUCAUUGUUUCACAGCAUCGUUUCGAAGGCGAAGGAUAACCGGCAAGAUGAGCGACGACUUGCCGUAUCAGGCGGAAUACGCGAAAAGCGACCGCUCCAAGUGUCAAGCGUGCCACCAACCUAUUACGAAACAGAGCCUGAGACUCGCGGCUAUUGUUCAGAGUCCUGUUCAUGAUGGAACCAUACCCAGGUGGUAUCAUUUCAAGUGUUUCUUAAAACAAAGACCAAAAUCUACCGCUGACAUAGGUUGCUUUGAUGAAAUUCGCAAUGAUGAUCAGGAAAAAAUUAAACAAAAAUUGGUAUAUAUUUUGAGCAAAAUCUGUAACAUUAUAUUUUAUGAGAAUCGUUAUCUUAACUUUCUUGUAUUUUUUUUUUUUUUUAUAUAUAUAGAAGAAUCUCUUAAGGCACCUCCAGUGUCUGGAAAAGGAAGAAAAAGAACAAAAGCUGCUGGUGGAUCUGGUGAUUUCCGAGUAGAAUAUGCCAAGUCUAAUAAAUCUACCUGUAAAGGAUGCGAAGAAAAGAUUAUAAAAGGUGAAACAAGAAUAUCAAAGAAGGAUUAUGACAGCGCGGAAGCUAGAAGGUUUGGUGGCUUAGACAGAUGGCAUCAUGUGGAAUGUUUUGUAAAACUGAGAGCAGACUUGGGAUAUUAUGGGGGUGGAGAUGAGCUUCCAGGUGCUACUGAACUCUCAAAAGAAGAUAGAAACAAUCUUAAGACUGCGCUGCCAAAAAUGACACAAGGUGAAAUGCCACCACCUAAAAAGAUGAAAGAGGAACCAGAAGAUAUAGAAGAUGCUAAAUUGAUAAAAAAGCAAAAUGAUGAGCUGUAUGCUAUAAGAGAUCAAAUAGCAUGUCUUGAUAAAAAUAAAUUGGUUGCAUUAUUGGAAAAAAAUCAUCAGGAAAUUCCAACAGGCACCUCAGGUAUAAUAAAUCUUUUAUCUGAUAUACUGUACUUUGGAGCUCUAGAACCUUGCCCAAAAUGUAAAGGACAGCUUUUAUAUAAUUCUGGUAUGGGUUAUAAAUGUACCGGUAAUAUAACAGAAUGGACCAAAUGCGAAUAUGUUACGCAAGAUCCAAAGAGAAAGAAAUGCGAAAUACCUAGUGAUAUAAAGAAAGGAUUUCCAAUCAAGUCGUACAAGUCCAAGGUGAAGAAACGAGUGUUUAAGAUAACAGCCCCAUCAUCAUCAAGCUCUGUUAAAGAUGAAGUAGAUGGACCGAAAAUACAAGGUAAACCUCGUCCUUUGAAGAACAUGCAGUUUGUUAUAUUAGGUCGUACACAGAAGGAUAAAGAAGAAUUGAAGAAAGAAAUUUUAUUAUUGGGUGGUACUGUUACUACAAAAAUUCAUGAAGAUUUGGCUGCUGUAAUUUCAAAUCAAAACGAACUAGAUAAAAUGAAUAAAAGAAUGGAAGAUGUUGAAGCAUGCAAUAUUCAAGUAAUAACAGAAGAUUUCAUAGAAGAAGCGAAAGAAUAUUCAGAUGCUCCUAUUAUGCUUUUAAAGAAGAAAACCAUUUCUAGUUGGGGUGGUGAUAUAAAUGCUAGACUUUCUAAUGUCAUUGCAAAAUCGAAUGCCUCUAAAAGUAAAAGUAAAUUUGAGAAAUCGAGCUCUGGCAAAGUGAAGGUAAAGGUAAAAGGCGGCGGAGCUGUUGAUCCUGAUAGUGGCUUGGAAAACUGUGCGCACAUCUAUGAAAAAGGAAAGAAUAAAUACACUGCAACAUUAGGCCUGACAGAUAUACAGUCAAAGAAGAACAGUUAUUACAAGUUGCAAAUUUUAAAACAUGACAAACACGAAAGGUAUCAUUUGUUUAGAAGUUGGGGUCGAAUCGGUACCACGAUUGGCGGUACCAAAUUGGAAGAAAUGUCUGUGGAAGAAUGUGUAGAGCAAUUUGAGUCGUUGUACAUGGAAAAAACUGGUAAUGAGUGGAGGAACAGACAGCACUUUGUUAAGAAACCAAAGUUGAUGUAUCCAAUUGAUAUAGAUCAUGGAGAUGAGAAGGUUGCUUCUUUAGAUUCGGACAUUAAGAGUAAUUUGCCAGAACAAAUUCAGGAUCUUAUGCGCCUGAUUUUUGACGUAGCUGAAAUGAAAAAAGUUAUGUUAGAGUUUGAAAUAGACAUGGAUAAAAUGCCGCUUGGGAAGCUAUCUAAAAAACAGAUUGAGAAAGCUUACGCAGUUUUAACGGAACUGCAAGAGAUAUUGAAAAAGAGUAAUAUAGACCAUACCACCCUGAUUGAUGCUUCCAACAGAUUCUAUACCUUGAUACCUCAUAAUUUUGGCAUUUCCGGUCCGAAAAUUCUUGAUACACCGGAGGAGAUUAAAAACAAAUGUGACAUGCUGGAUGCAUUACUCGAAAUGGAGAUCGCAUACAAUCUUUUGCAUGAUAAGAUCGACGAGAAACAGAAUCCACUCGAUAGUCAUUACAAACAAUUGAAGACAAGUAUCGAUGUACUGGAUAAGAAGAGCGAAGAAUUCAAGAUGAUCGACAAAUAUGUCCAAAACACUCAUGCAGCCACUCAUACACAAUACAAGCUCGAGAUCGAGGAAGUGUUUGUCGUCAAAAGACAAGGAGAGGAACAGAGAUUCAAACCCUUCAAGAAAUUGCCCAAUCGAAAAUUGCUCUGGCACGGAUCCAGGACUACAAAUUUUGCAGGAAUAUUAUCGCAAGGUUUGCGUAUCGCGCCACCGGAAGCACCAGUCACUGGUUACAUGUUUGGCAAAGGUAUCUACUUCGCCGAUAUGGUGUCGAAAUCUGCAAAUUAUUGUUGCACGCAUAGCCAAAGUCCAACUGGUUUAUUGCUGCUGUGCGAGGUCGCUCUGGGCAACAUGUACGAGAGAUACAAAGCGGAUUACAUCGAGAAGUUACCGAAAGGUAAGCAUUCCACGGUAGGUCGUGGUCAAACGCACCCUGAUCCUCAAGAUGUCUUUAAAUUCGACGGCGUUGAAGUGCCAUAUGGAAUGGGAGUAUCUGCAACUCACAAUAAAAAGUCAGAUUUAUUAUACAACGAGUACAUCGUAUAUGACGUUGCUCAAGUGAAAGUGCGAUAUUUGCUAAAAAUGAAUUUCAAAUACAAAUAUUAAAAUAUGUAACACUGAAAUGUGAUAUAUAUAUAUAUAUUCAUGAUACGUUUUCAAUUUAAUGAUAUUUUGAAGUCCCUUAAUUUUGGGAUUAUACUUUGAUUAAUAAUGAUAUGAUUACUUGAUAUUUUUUAAUCGUAAGUAUUUUCAUUCUCUGAUUUUUGUGGAAAAAAAUUCCAUUGAUUUGUGUUACGAGUGUUGAACUUCAUAACAUUAUUUUAUUUCAAAUAAUAAUUUUUUUAAUUUAAAGGUGUUCUGUUCUGUGUAUUUAAAUACUACUUGUUCGUUUGCAUUUUAUAUAGUCCGUGCUACCUCGAAUAUUAACUGUAAGAUUAUUUACAAUAAAUAUUUCACAGAUACA
This is a messenger RNA of Nylanderia fulva, 3522 nucleotides long. NCBI's taxonomy places the organism in Eukaryota, Metazoa, Arthropoda, Insecta, Hymenoptera, Formicidae. The record is from RefSeq and is a predicted model, not a curated record.